Molecule: messenger RNA, 3639 nt
Organism: Candoia aspera
Lineage: Eukaryota; Metazoa; Chordata; Lepidosauria; Squamata; Candoiidae
Gene: AKAP10
Product: A-kinase anchoring protein 10
Exons: 16
Coding region: 192-2153 (653 amino acids)
Biological process (GO): intracellular protein localization
Cellular component (GO): plasma membrane; mitochondrion
Molecular function (GO): protein kinase A binding
Source: RefSeq, a predicted model, not a curated record
CCGCGCCGCCCGGAAGAAGGAGCCUGCGCCGCGGCGGCCGCUGUUGAGAACAUGGCGGCUGCCGCCUCCUCCUCCUCCUCCUCCUCCUCGGUGUGGGGCGCGGGAGGCGGCGGCGGCGGCGGCGGGAGGAGGAAGAGGAAGGCGACCCAGCAGCCCUGAGGGACGGCCCAGGCCUGCCCGCCGGCGCCGCCAUGUCUUUCUUCAGGCGGAAAGUGAAAGGCAGAGAGCACCAGAAGCCAGCAGAAGCCAGGGCAAUUAAAGAGUCCGGACCUGCUCGGAUGCCCGGAAGCUUUGCUGCAGCACCAGGACCUUCCCCACAGAGAAGCACCAGGAACCAUGCCUUGCUGGAGGCUGCUGGACCAAGCCACGUGGCGAUCAGCGCCAUCUCAGCCAACAUGGAAUCCCGCAGCAGCCGCACAGCCGCCCUUAAGAAGCAGCCCAGCCACAUGGAGGCUGCUCACUUUGGAGACCUGGGCCGCUCCUGUCUGGAUUAUCAAGCCCAAGACACCAAGUCGAGUCUCUCCAAGACGCUGAAGCAAGUCCUGCGCGAUGCCGUGGCCCUCCCCUAUUUCACCCAGUACAUGGAGCUCCAUCGCAUGGAGCACCUGGUCAGGUUCUGGCUGGAAGCCGAGGCCUUCCGCUCCACCACGUGGUCCCGCAUAAGAGCACACAGCUUGAACACGGUUAAGCACAGCUCCCUGGCUGAGCCGGUGUCCCCCUCCCUCCAGCAGCAGGACCUUCCCGGGCUGUCCCCCAACAGCGAGUCACUCAAUGGAGGGCUGGAGGAUUGCUGCCCCGCCGAGCUCUCCCCUGCCUAUUUGACAGCCGCUGAGCCCAACAGGCCCGCAUUGACCCUCCAGAACCAUUUGCUGCUUUGCGAAGGCGGCGGCCAAGCCCGUUUGGGGUUGGGAACGUCGGACACCGAGGACUGUCCUGUUCCAGAUGAACCUCAAGACUCUUCCAGUGUCUCAGUAUCCAAUAGAAAUAGUCCUUCCUUUGCACUAAAGGACUUAUCAGGAAAACUCAUGAAAAGUAUCGAGCAGGAUGCAGUUACCAUUUUUACCAAAUAUAUUUCUCCAGAUGCCGCUAAGCCAAUACCAAUUACGGAGCUGAUGAGAAAUAACAUUGUGGCAAAGAUCUGCGGGGAAGAUGGACAGGUGGACCCCGACUGCUUUGUCAUGGCCCAGUCAGUGGUGUUUAAUGCCACGGAGCAAGAGCACUUUAGUGAAUUCCUGCGAAGCCAUCACUUUUGCAAGUACCAGAUCGAGGUGCUGACGAGCGGGACCGUCUACCUGGCCGACAUCCUCUUCUGUGAAUCUGCCCUUUUUUACUUCUCGGAGUUCAUGGAGAAAGAAGACGCUGUCAAUAUCUUGCAGUUCUGGCUGGCUGCAGAUAAUUUCCAGUCCCAGCUGGCAGCCAAGGAAGGCCAAUAUGACGGGCAAGAGGCCCAGAACGAUGCCAUGAUCUUAUACGAUAAGUACUUCUCUCUUCAAUCCACUCAUCCUCUCGGGUUUGAUGACUCCGUACGGUUGGAAAUUGAAUCCAACAUCUGCAGGGAAGGCGGGCCGCUCCCCACCUGUUUCACCACUCCACUGCGACAGGCCUGGACCACCAUGGAGAAGGUUUUCCUACCCAGCUUCCUGUCCAGCAAUCUUUAUUACAAAUACUUGAACGACCUCAUCCAUUCAGUCCGGGGAGACGAGUUUGCAAGUGGAAGCCUCGCCUUGAACGUCCACGGCCUUGGCAGCGCUUCGGACCACUAUUCCCACGCGGGUGCUGCGGACAACGUGGCUUCCUCCCAGCCCAGCCACAAAAAGGCCAAUGUAAAAAUCCUGAAAAACUUUGACGAAGCAAUAAUCGUUGAUGCUGCCAGCCUGGACCCAGAGUCUCUGUAUCAACGGACAUACGCUGGGAAGAUGACUUUCGGCCGCGUGAGCGACCUGGGCCAGUUCAUUCGGGAAUCAGAGCCGGAGCCGGACGUCAAGAAGUCCAAAGGGUCCAUGUUUUCCCAAGCAAUGAAGAAAUGGGUGCAAGGAACCACAGACGAGGCCCAAGAGGAGAUGGCCUGGAGGAUAGCCAAGAUGAUUGUCAAUGACGUCAUGCAGCAGGCCCAGCCGCCGGAGGCAGCUGUCGAAAAGGUGACUAAGCUAUGAUCUUCGGGGGCUUCUGCCUGUGAAGAGAAGCGGAGCUGGAUCCUCCCCACCCCUCCCGGCCCCAAAGCCUCUUUCUCACGGCCGCCUUCUCAGAUGGACGCGCAGCACCACGGACCCCAACCGGCUGGGGUCUUUUGCCCUGCCUCGUGGGGAAAAAGGCUCAUCUUCCCGUUUCAAGAGCAAAUUUAACCCGUGAAGGAACGCCCCAUCUCCUCCUGCAAAGGAUCUUUCCGCUUCGUCACUUGGAACUGGAGUACAAUCUUGGGUUAGGGAUGGAGGUAACAUGUUGCCCCUUAGGUUUCCUAGCUGUGAUUUUUUAAAAACUUCUUUUUUUUUUUUUAAAGAACUUCUGCAGUCAGAAAGGCACGGGGCCCCUUUAGCCUGCCGGAGAGGGCUUCGCAGUUGACGGGGCGGUCUUAAAAUCCCGGAGCCGUUUUGAAAUGCCCGUACAUGAAGUAUUCCAUAACUGGACUCUGCUCCUGUUCCAUUUGGGCCAGUCCCGACCAGAAGGAGCGGAAGUAGGGGACAAGCAAUUUUCAGUUGACAAAGAACUUCCACUUCGGUUCCCUUCUGCCUCUUGCCUUCCAAAAUGCUUGACUCCACACCUGGCUCCUUUUCACGCUGCAGAACACGUCGGCUGUCUGGGAAAAGACAUGAAGAAAAAAAAAAAAUGAACGUUUGUGUGUCCCUUUAUUUUUUGCUUUGCGUUAAGCUGAAACAAUGACUCUGCCCCGAUUCAGUCUUUUGCCGAAUUGUUCCAAGUUCAGGCACUGGCCCUUCUUCCGUAUCCUUUUCUGCAACAUUUUGGGAUUGGUUGCCUUUUUUUCCCCCCCUUUUUUUUCUCCACCCCAACCGAAAGCUUCCUCCGAUCUCUGACGCUUGCCGCACAUGAGUAAUCUUACCAGAGCGUUUGAAGUGUUCAAAACAAGGUCCACUCCGUUAUGCUUGUGCAUUUGUUUUUAGCCUUCUGCUUCCUUUUCUGUUGGAACAACGUUUCUGUUCAUUUUGGAGGGUUUUUUACGUUCUUACUGGCGUUUGUUUUAGAUUUGUGCAAAAAAAUAUAUGUAAAAAAGGACCCAUAAUCCAAAACGUCUGUAGGAAAGGUUAGGAUUUGUCUCCAGCAGUUUGAAAACUGUAAUGGACUAAACCAGAGUUUCUCAGCCGUGGCCACUUCAAGCUGUUUGGACUUCAGCUCCCAGAAUUCCCCAGCCAGCCAUGCUGGCUGGGGAAUUCUGGGAGUUGAAGACCAAACAGCUUGAAGUGGCCACAGUUGAGAAACACUGGACUAAGCAAACACCAUUUUGCUGAAUCAGCUGGAGCGAGGCACUGUUCCCUCAGUCUGCCAGAAGCAAAACAAGUUAUAUAUAGGAUUUUUGGUACUGUGUACCACCUUAUUGUCUGAUACCCAAGUAUUCAAGUACUUAAACCAUAUUUAAUUGUGUUUUGAUUGAAAUAUAAAUAUAUAUAUCUAUAUAUAAAUUAUAAA